This is a messenger RNA of Closterium sp. Naga37s-1, 1800 nucleotides long. NCBI's taxonomy places the organism in Eukaryota, Viridiplantae, Streptophyta, Zygnematophyceae, Desmidiales, Closteriaceae. The record is from the annotation of a GenBank genome assembly.
AUGCUACUGGCGGUCGGCGCGGGAAUCUGGGGAGUUUCGCGGUUCCUAGCGCGUGGCGGGAUCGGCAGUAGCGGGGAUAGUGACGAGGAAGAGGAGGGUGCGGGUAGCAAGAGUUCGUCGUUUAGUGCGGGUGACGACAAGGAGAAGCAGCGCAAGUGGCGGCAGCAGUCGAUGGCGAAAGUGAAGGAGUUGGCGCAGCAGCUGCGGUCAUUCAGGACCGUCGAUCUCAGCGGCAAGAGUCUGGGCGACGAGGGGUUCAAAUACCUCGCAGAAUCUCUCGCCUUCAACAAUAGUGUUGAAAGCGUUGAUUUCUCCAACAACGGGAUUGGCCCAGAGGGAGUCAAGGCCCUGACGGAAGCUCUGGCCACGAAUGCGUAUCUCAAGACGCUCAACCUUUCGGGGAACACCAUUGGGGACGAGGGCGCUAAAGUCCUCGCGGGGAUCAUGGAGCAGAACCGCGGCGUGCAGACGCUGCAGCUGAGCAGCAACGGGAUCGGCGACGAGGGCAUGCGUGCACUAGCGGAGAUGGUGAAGAAGAACGAAGCGAUUGUGUGUCUGGAAAUGAACAACAAUGGCAUCGAGUACGAGGGCUGUGCUGCUCUCGCUGAUGCUCUCACCAGCACCAAGUCCCUGCGCUCGCUGCACCUCAAUGGCAACUACGCAGGCACGCUGGGUGCGUCUGCCUUGGCCAAGGGCCUUCAGGAGAACAAGUCACUCAGGGAGCUGCAUUUCAACGGCAACGGGGUGGGAGAUGAGGGCGCGCGAGUGUUGGCAUCAGGCCUGCUGGCGCACAAGGGAAAGCUGGUGACCAUCGACCUCAGCAACAACAGCAUGGGCUCCAAGGGGGCGGCUCAUAUUGCUGAAGUGAUUAAAAAAAGUCGCAGCCUGCAGUGGCUGAACCUCUAUAUGAACGACUUUGGAGACAAGGGAGCGGAGAGAAUAGCGGAUGCUCUCAAGAGGAACAAGUCGAUUGCCACGAUUGACUUGGGAGGCAACAACAUCCAUGCGGAGGGCAUUGCGGCCAUCUGUGACGCACUGAAAGAAAACUCCACCAUCACCACUCUGGAGCUGGGAUACAACCCCAUCGGCCCAGAGGGCGCCAAGGCUCUGGCAGACACGGUGAAGUUCCAUGGGAACGUGGAGACACUGCGACUGGGGUGGUGCAAGAUCGGAGUGAAGGGAGCGGAAUACAUGGCUGACGCGCUCAAAUACAACAGCACCAUCAACACUCUUGACCUCAGGGCCAACGCGCUGGGGGAUGAGGGCGCGGCCAUCCUGGCUUUAAGUCUCCGCGUGGUGAACGAGCAGCUCUCCUCGUUGGACCUGGGCUUUAACGAGAUCCGCGACCGCGGGGCCUACGCCCUGGCAGAGGCGCUCAAGGCGAAUGGGGAGGCGGCAGUCGAGACUCUCAACCUUUCGAGCAACUACAUCACCAAAUACGGCCAGGCCAAGGACCUGGUGAGCGAGAUGAAUGACGGCAAGGAGGUUGCUCUGAGCGAGGCCAAGGACCUGGUGAGUGAGAUGAAUGGCGGCAAGGAGGUUUCUCUGAGCGAGGCCAAGGACCUGGUGGUUGCACUGAGCGAGGCCAAGGACCUGGUGGUUGCACUGAGCAAGGCCAAGGACCUGGUGGUGAGUGAGCAAGGCGGGCAGUUUUUACCAGUGGCUCCGUCUCUCCUUCCCAUUCCCCUCUGGGUAUGCUUUGUCCUGUCCUGUCCGUAUGUCCCCCAGGUUGCUUUGAGCGAGGCCAAGGACCUGGUGAGUGAGAUGAAUGACGGCAAGGAGGUCAACAUCUACUGGUAA